Brenthis ino (lesser marbled fritillary) is the source of this 1224-nucleotide messenger RNA. The record is from the annotation of a GenBank genome assembly. Lineage: Eukaryota; Metazoa; Arthropoda; Insecta; Lepidoptera; Nymphalidae.
AUGCCUGAGGAUACAAAAAAAAACUCGGAAAAAGGCAAAGGUGAUGCUAAAGAACAGCGACGAAGACGAGGUCGACAACAUGCCGCUCCUGUUGAAAAGAAAAUAGAAAAUAAGCCAGAACCUCCUAAAGUUACAGAACCUGAAAAACCUGCUUAUGAACCCCCUGGCCCAGAGUUCUAUAAAAGCCUAAAAAGAGAAACUGAUGAUAUUUUAAAGAUUACUGAAGAAGCUAACACUAAAUACAAGAAAAAAGAAAUUCAAAGCAACUGGGCCAAAUAUGAAAUGCCCAUUGAAACCUAUGAAGAGAUUGAUGAACAAGAAAAUUUAGGUGCUGACUAUGAGGCUCUUAUCCAAGCACCUCUGUCAGUAGGUGGACAUUUUCAAUUUAAACAUGAAAAAUCUUGGGAUCUUACCACAGGUCCCUCGGUCUAUGACAAAUAUUUUGAUAUAAAUAUGGAAAAUCUUAAUCUGGCCCUCUGUACUAUACCAUUCUAUGAAAGAAACAACAUUGAGAUAACAAUAUUCAAUGAAAGUGAUUUGCAAAGUAUGAAUCAUAGAGCUACUAAAUAUAAACAAAAGUACUAUAAUGAUAAAAAUUUCACAACACCAGAAUUGGAAGCUCAAGAAAAAAUAUUAAGUACUCUCAAGUCAGAGGACAAACAUGGAAUGGAUCCUAAUAUAACUGUUAAAGACAAUAAUGAAGAUAAUAAUGAUGAAAAAUUAAAACAAUUUAAAGACAUAAAUCUUGAACAAUUUGAACAAGAACCAGAAAGUGAAACUUCUAACCUUAUAACAAAAUGUAGUCCCAAAAAUGAAAGAGAAGUUGUGAUAAAUAAAGCAUCUUCUGAACAAAUUGCUUUAAACGAGGAUAAUGAUGUAUCUAAGGUUGAAAAAAGGAAUAUAAUUGCUGCUGAGCAUAAAGAAGUUAUAGAUAAUAAAAUAACAAAUGUAAUAAAUGAUAAUGAUUUUGAUGAAGUGGAGAAAGAAAUAAUAGGUAAAAAUAAAUCAAAUGAACCUAAAAUCCAAAUAAAGCAACUAGAACCAAACAUUGAACAAAAUCAAGGCAAAGAAGUUUUUGUUCAAAAACAAGAAGAAUCUGUUAUAAUUUCGCCAAAGGAAGAAGAAGCACCUAAAGUGGAAACGAUUGUUCAAAAAGAGACUAAAAAACCAAUCAUUGAAUCUCCUGAAGACCUUGAAAAGUGGUUAGACGACUUUUUAGAUGGU